AUGGAGAUGGCUUGGCGAGCGCCCGGCGGCGGCGGCGGCAGCAUCGGGAGCGCGCCCGCCGCCCGCCCGUUCAUCUGCUCCUUCCCCGGCUGCGACGCCGCCUUCAGCAAGGGCUGGCGGCUGGACGCGCACCUCUGCCGGCACACGGGCGCGAGGCCGUACGUCUGCGGGCACGAAGGCUGCGGGAAGGGCUUCACGAGGGAGUUCCACCGCGCGCGGCACCUCCUCACGCACACCGGUGAAAAGCCGUUUGAGUGCACAGCUGAUGGGUGCAAUCAGAAAUUUGGAACAAAAUCAAACCUAAAGAAACACAUUCAACGCAAGCAUGAAAAUCAGCAAAAGCAGUAUGUGUGUGACUUUGAAGGCUGUAACAAGUCUUUCAAGAAACAUCAACAACUUAAAGUUCACCAGUGUCACCACACCAAUGAACCUCCCUUCAAAUGUAGUCAUGAAGGAUGUGGAAAGAGCUUUUCUACUCCAAGUAGACUAAAACGGCACGAGAAGAUACAUGAAGGCUAUGCAUGCAAGAAAGAAAACUGCUCAUAUAUUGGAAAAACGUGGACUGAGCUUUUGAAACAUAAUAAAGAAAGUCAUACAGAGCCAAUAGUUUGCAGUGAAUGUUCCAAAACUUUUAAACGCAAAGACUACCUCAAGCAGCAUCAAAAAACACAUGCUGUGGAGAGGGAAGUCUGCCGCUGCCCAAGAGAAGGAUGUGGGAGAACUUACACAACUGUAUUUAACCUCCAAAGCCAUAUCCUCUCUUUUCAUGAGGAAAAAAAGCCAUUCUGUUGCGAUCAUCCAGGCUGCGGAAAAGUGUUUGCAAUGAAGCAGAGCCUAAGAAGGCACAUAGUAGACCAUGAUCCUGAAAAGAGAAAGCUGAAAUUAAAAACAAAGCGUUCUCGUCCUAAGAGGAGCUUAGCCUCUCGUCUGAGUGGAUACAUUCCUCCUAAAACACAGCCAGGAAAAGGUGCGGUUGUGACAGAGAGCAAGACAGUGGAUAAACCCGUGGAGAAUGAAAUACCAACUGUUGAAAUUCUGACUCUGCAGUAAAGGUUAAUUGAGACAGUUUUCUUCAUGGAAUGACCAGUGCAAAGCUCAACAACAACAAAAAAAAACACUUUAUUUUUUUUUUAAAUAAGAAAUUAAUAUUGUUUAUACCUCUUCAUAAAAUCACUGAGGCAACUCACUUCUGAUCUUCA
Oxyura jamaicensis (ruddy duck) is the source of this 1199-nucleotide messenger RNA. RefSeq names its product general transcription factor IIIA (gene GTF3A). Lineage: Eukaryota; Metazoa; Chordata; Aves; Anseriformes; Anatidae. The coding region runs from base 1 to 1050 and encodes 349 amino acids. The record is from RefSeq and is a predicted model, not a curated record. Gene Ontology annotation, cellular component: nucleus. The transcript is spliced from 10 exons.